Eutrema salsugineum is the source of this 1152-nucleotide messenger RNA. RefSeq lists its product as uncharacterized. The transcript has a single exon. The coding region runs from base 1 to 1152 and encodes 383 amino acids. NCBI's taxonomy places the organism in Eukaryota, Viridiplantae, Streptophyta, Magnoliopsida, Brassicales, Brassicaceae. The record is from RefSeq and is a predicted model, not a curated record.
AUGUGCUCUGCCUUUAUAUGGUCUGGUCCAUCUCUUCUUUCGCAUAAAGCAAAAGUCUCCUGGAAUAUGGUUACUCGUCCGCUGAGUGAGGGAGGACUUGGUCUACGUCCUCUCAAGGAAAUCAAUAAGAUCUCGGCUUUAAAACUUGUAUGGAGGAUCCUUUCUGCUCACGACUCAAUGUGGGUGACGUGGACUCACCAGAAUCUGAUUGGCAAGAACUCUUUCUGGUCUCUCAAGGAAAAGACUCAAGCUGGCUCUUGGAUCUGGAGGAAACUCUUAAAGUUAAGACCAGUGGCAAAACUUUUCCAUCGCAUGGACAUUCGCAGUGGUUCGGCGACAUCGUUCUGGUUUGAUCAUUGGUCAUCUCUUGGACGUCUCGUUGAUAUUCUGGGUCAGAGGGGAUAUAUAGAUCUUGGUUUCCGAGAGAAUACAACAGUGGAGAUGGUCCUCAAACACCAUAGACGCAGGCGACAUCGAGUUGGGAUUCUGAAUCAGGUCGAGGAUGAAAUAGAGAAAUACAGAGCCAGUGCAAACUACGAUCUGAAAGAUGUAGCACUCUGGAAAUGUGGUCACGAAAAAUUUAAACAGAGGUUUAGAUCAAAAGAUACAUGGCUGCAAAUUCGACAGACCAACAUUCGAUGGGGCUGGGAGGAAGUGGUCUGGUUCAAAUAUGCUACGCCUAAGUAUUCUCUCUUCCACUGGACGGUAAUGCACAACAGUAUCUCCACAGGGGAUCGUAUGAUCAAAUGGAAUGCAAACGCAAAUCCAAGUUGCGUGUUCUGCAAUCAUCCUCUUGAAACAGUUGAUCACCUCUUUUUCAGCUGUCCAUUCUCAGAACAGAUCUGGCAAACCUUGAUACGAGGGCUCUUACGAGAUCGGUACACCACGAAUUGGCAUGAGGUCCUUAGCCUUGUGAAAGAUAGCUCGCAGGAUCGGAUUUCUAUGUUCAUCCUCCGUUAUACACUCCAAGCUACCAUGUAUGGCAUUUGGCGAGAAAGGAAUGACAGACGGCAUGGAGGAAACCCCUCCCAUCAGGCUCGACUUAUCAAGCUCAUUGACAAGACGGUUCGAAACAGGCUGAGUGGUAUUCGAACUCAGGGCGAUCACACCUACGACGAUGGCUUAGAACUCUGCUUCUCGACGCGAAGCUAA